Molecule: messenger RNA, 540 nt
Organism: Echinococcus granulosus
Lineage: Eukaryota; Metazoa; Platyhelminthes; Cestoda; Cyclophyllidea; Taeniidae
Exons: 4
Coding region: 1-540 (179 amino acids)
Source: RefSeq, a predicted model, not a curated record
AUGUCGCUGCAGGACGUCCACGAGUUAUAUGCCUCCUCCUUGGACCAGAUGGAAGGUAGCGAACCGGAGAGACGGUUCUGCGAGGUGCUGAGGAUCUGCUCACAGUCUGCCGUCUUCUUCCCUUUUCGUCUAUCUUUGCCAAUGGUGUUACGUCUGCUGCCAUUGCUAUCACCACCACCACCACUGUUGGAGAACAGCACUUUGACCAGUUUCAUACUCAGCUCCUUUCAUCGGUUUAUGUCCUGCACCGUGCUCUUUCCCAAAAAGUCGCGACGACUGCACACGAAAAAAGGGUCAUCCAAAGAAAGGGCAGCUUACCGCUUCUCGAUGGAGACUUUGCUGAGUGAUGAGUUUUGUAGAGCGGAGCGUCUCAUUGGAAUCCACUGUCCUCAAUGUCGUAUGGCGAUGACGGAAACAGCGACUAUCUGUGUGUUUGCACAGCAAUUUGUGAAGAAGGCUCCAACUUCCUUGGAAUUGGAGGAGCUAGCUGACGGUGUGCAAGCACGUCUCUUGUAUUUCCUUGCUUUUGAAGCGAAAUAA